Molecule: messenger RNA, 915 nt
Organism: Thlaspi arvense
Lineage: Eukaryota; Viridiplantae; Streptophyta; Magnoliopsida; Brassicales; Brassicaceae
Source: the annotation of a GenBank genome assembly
AUGGUUUUCCUAAAAUUAGGGUUCUGCGCUUCUUUCUCUGAGAGAUAUAAAUUGGAGAAGGAGCAAUCCACGGAACCACCGCCGUCUGUGAUGACGUCACUUCCCGACGACGUCAUCAUUGAUAUUUUAGCGCGUAUACCGAGAUGCGACUAUCCAAUACUCUCCCUCGUUUCCAAACACUUCCGAUCACUUGUUUCCUGGCCUGAGAUAUACGUCAGGCGAUCUUUGUUGGGCUGCACCGAACACUGUCUCUAUUUUGUCCUCUGUGACAGAGACAACUAUGAUAACCGUUUGUAUAUUCUCCGCCGGAAAGCCAAAGGCAAUAGCCGCUUGGUCCUUAUCCCUUCGCUUCCUGCUUUGCCUCGUGGUGGAAGCUAUGUCGCGGUGGGGUCGAGGAUAUAUGUGUUUGGUGGGGUUAAUAAAGAUAGGACAACAAGUGCGGUAACCAUUGAUUGUAGAUCUCACACGGCACAACCUCUCCCCAGCAUACCUAUGCCAAUGUAUAAUACAGUGGCUGAUAUCAUCGACGGGAGAAUCUACCUAAUUGGAAACAGUGAUUGUGGCGAUGACCCGAAGAAGGUGAUGGUGGUGUUCAAUACAGAAACACAAACGUCGGAGGAGCCUGCGACGAUAAAGGCAGACAUUGAGCUACGUGACACGUAUUACCAUGGUUGUGUGAUGAUGGCUGAUAAGUUGUAUAUGAGGGAUGAUGAUAACAGCUUUGUUUACGCUCCAGAGGAAAAUAAAUGGGAAACAGACGAGAUGCUGAAUUUAAUGAAGUGGAACAAUGCGUGUGUGGAUGAUCAAGUAUUGUACUUCUUUGAUUGUGGUGAGAACAAUUUAAGAAGGUAUGAUCCGAAGAAGAGGUGUUGGGGAGUGGUGAAUGGUGAAUGGUUUGGAAGAGUUGUUGGCUAA